AUAAUAAUAAUAAUAAUUAGGAUAGAAUGUCGCUUCGCCCAGAACUGCAGUUGGAGAGGUUGGUGGAUGAAGCUGUGAAGCACAACAGUCAUGAGGCACUGGAGGUCUUUUUGCAAGAUGAGCACAAUGAGGGGAUCAGUCCAAAGUGUUCCAAACAAUUCAUCAACAAGCUGGAUAACCUGAUCAACAGGGAACUCAUUAAAGGAAACAUAAAGCACGUCUCUCUUGCUCUUACCUGUCUGCACAUGUUUGGAAGGACUUUGAUUACUCAAAGUGGGCAGGGGUUGGCUUGGUUCAUAGAACAAGGUCUUAUUAAAAAGAUGGUGGUGUGGUUUGAGAAAACACAGAAGAUUUGGGUGGAAGCUGGGAUGCACAGGAGCAAGGAGUUGCUUAAUCUAGCUGAGGACUUCAUGGAGGCUUUACUGGUUGUUCAUGAAAGUAGCAAACAAGGGAAUUAUGAAGUCACAAACUCCUUUUUGCAUCACCUGUGUCAGCUUGUUGCAGAAGGUCAAAUCCACAUUCUGAUCCAGAAAGAGGUGAUUCGGAAACUGAAUGUUAUUCUAGGUAAAAUCUCACCAGAAUUAAAAAAAGAGACUGAGAUCUUGUCAUCAGCGGAGAUUUCUGUUUUCAUGAAGAAAUUUGCCAGCAGAAUCCUAGAAUGUGGAGAUUAUGAUCUUCAGAUUGCCUUGGUGGAAGCCCUCUGCAGGAUGACUAUGCGUGAACAAAGACUGAAGUUGGCCCCCUGCUGGUUCGCCAUGGAUUUUAUCAGUACUGCCUUCAGUGAGAUCAAGGAUUCAGAGUUUGAAACUGAUUGCCGAAAGUUUCUAAACCUUGUCAAUGGCAUCCAAGGAGACAGGAGGAGAGUGUUCUCCUACCCCUGUGUGGAAGUGUUUCUGGACAAACACGAGUUGCUGAUGCCAGUAGAUGAGAAACUGGAAGAGUUCUGGAUAGACUUUAAUAUGGGUAGUCGCAGUAUAUCCUUCUACUGCUCUGUAGCCGAUGAGGCAGAGGAAGGCCAGUGGGACACUGUCUUCAUCCUUGAAGAUGAGGUCCACAGCUAUGCAGUGAAAGAGGUGGGCAACAGGAAGGUGCUGAAUCUGGUGCUGGCUGAACCACUUCACUUGAGCAGGAUCAAAGGCACUGAAGUCUUCAUCCAUUUCAGCUUUUCUCUUGACAUCCUGCAAGCUCUUACCAAUGUAUAUGGUACUGCACAACGCAAAUUUGUAGCCAAGAGAAGAAACUCAGUGGUCAAGACCACUGUGCAGGUCAUCAUGGAUGAGGCCUCUUCUCAGGCUUUUGUUCCUGAAAGCCAAGUUUCAUCAGCACCAAGUGUCGAUAAAGGUCCUUCUGGGUCAAGGAAGAUUAGCCCCAAACAAACCUCACAUUUAGGAUCUCGAGAAGGAAUAAUCUGCAACCCUCCAGGUCAUGGGACUUUGCUGCAUAAGUUGCAGGUAACCACCCCAGCCAAGAGGAAAGUGUCUGAGUCAAACACCUUUGUCUCCAGCAGCAGUGGCCGUAGGGUGGGUAUGAGCCCUAUUAGCAGCGUGCCACCAGCCUCAACUCAAACAUCAAGAGCUAAGGUAAAACCGACUCUUGACAUGGUCAAGUCUUCUGAGAGGAAGAAAGGAUAUGAUAUCAGAGAUCUGAUGAUUGCCAAAACCUCUCUUAGCAUUUCUCCCGUCAGGACACAGUGUCCGGAUAGCACAGUUAGAGCCUUUCCAGAGAACAAACUCAUCAGGCAGGAAUCUAGAUCUGUAGCUGCAGCUAAGAGUUUCCAUGCGCAUACCUCUGUAAACAGAAUGUUGGAGAUGGCACAGAUUGAACAGGAUUGUGUAGAGCAAGUUUUAGGUGAGAACACAAACAUGGUCCCAGACACCCAGGUUCAUGACAGAACAGCGAGACCAGUACAACCUGUCCAAAGGACUUCUGAACCCAACUGGAGGAGGGUCUCUGUGUCCAAAUCCCAGAUUUCUGGGCAAAGACAUUUUUCCAAUGGAUUGGCUACCCAGUCUACUUCUCUUCCCCAGACAGUUUUAAAUGAAGAUGCCAGCUGUCAACAGCUCCACACACAGCUCACCCAGCGUCUGGAAGAGUUACUGUGUGACAGGGAGCAGGAAAUUCAAUCAGUGAAAAAGCAGGUUUCAAACAAGCAGAAGGGGAAUGGAGGGCGAACAAGGAAGGCACCAAGAGUCAAGGGGACAGCGCAACAGCAAGGAGAAGAUAUGCCCUACAAACCCCUAAAGCCAACUGUAGCGAAGAAUGGCACCACAGCACCAAAUGUGGAGGAGGGGGACCGCAACAGAGGGUUACCUAUAAAGGCUAACAGUACAGAAAAUGGCAAGGCGAAGAAGUCUGAAGCAGCAGCGUUCACAGGCAGGAUGAUGUCGUUCAUUUCCAACCAGUACAAAACUGCGCCUCUUGGUGUCACUGAUCCAGGCUUUAUGCGCCGUUGGACUGCAGCAUCAGGGAACAGAUCUUAUCUGGAGAAACGUUGCUCUUUGACUUCUGUGGAUAAAGGAGUAGUCAGACACUCAAGAUUGUUGGAGUCAUCCAAUCAGUUGGAUACACCUGCAAGUCCACCUGAGGCUGAUGUCUACAGUUUCCACGUGGAGACAUUGGAGGGAGACAGAGGCAUGAAGUCCUCUGAGCGCUCUAUUAUUAACAGCAGUUCUGUCCUGGACUCCACAAGUUUUUCCAGAACCACGAAGAAAGUCGCAAGACCUGUGAAGUUACAUCAUCUUUUUCACCUUCAGGCCUCUAACCAAUAUGUAAAGAAGCACCUGUUCAGUGACACAGAAACAGAAAACAAAACAGACAUCAGUUGGAUCAGGGAAUCCAGUCGGAAAACAAAGCAAAAAGUUGUUGACUACAGCAGAGAGCAUCCCCAAAAACUGACAUCAGCCUUCAAUACCUCCUAUAAAUCCCCUAACUUGCCCUCACCUUCACCAAUCACACUAGAGAAGCAGACUAAACCAAAGAAGAAGAGGCAGAGGAAGCACAAUCUGAUGGUAGAGAAGACAUCCCCGGUGGUCAGCAGGGCAUCAAGAUGGCCCCAGAGAACAAGUGCCAUGUUCAAGAGCUACAAAGAGCCAUCUGAAUCCGACAGCAUCUCCCAGUCUGAAACUGAGCAGAAGGCAAAGUUGGCCACUGGGAAGACCGAGAAAGAUGUGAAGACUGCUCAGAAGACAAAUGGGAGGAAGAAACCUGCUGCCGCAAAGCUCCAAGCCAGAAGGCAGAAAGAGACCGAGAAAACUUGUUUGACUUCCUUCACUCCCUCACCUCCCCACACUGAAAGAAUGAGAAGUGGAGAGAAGCCUGUGGCAUUACCAAGAUCGUCAAUCAGCCCCAUUCGCUCUCUUUCCUCGUCUCCUGAUUGUAUCUUGUCUCCACCCCUGGAAUUCUCCAAACAACACAAGGAGGGCAAGGCCUCCUCCUACAGGGCCAGUUUAUUCAGUUCCAGUGGAAAGAGCUCACUUCUUCACACUCAUUCUCCUGUGAGCCCAAAGCCUGUCACCCCCUUGCUGCCACGGAGCCGAUCCUUCCAGCUAAAAUCAAAGCUCACAACCCCGGUAAUGAGCCCUUCACAGCCCCUCCUCUCCUCCAUGGUUCCAGAGAGGUCUGUAGGAGAAAACCCAAUGGAUUGCCAAAUCAUGGAUGAGCAACUGCAGAAGACACCUCAUUACUCUAGGCGGAAAGUGGAGGCUGUGUACCUGAAGAUGCACCCCUCUGGGCCAUGCUCUACUCUCAAACGCUGUGCUAAACCCAUCAAUUCUAGCACUUCUGAGGAAGAGGACUUGGAAAAAAAAGAGCAAUGCAGUGGUAGGGAGACAAAGCAGAGGGGUUUGCUUAAACCCAGGAAGCUGUUCAAGCCCAGAAGAAACCACUCACACUUGGAUAAAGCAUGUGAGACAGAGGAGCAGUCCGUAAUCUCAUCCCAAAUGGUAUCCAGCUGCUGGGAGGCUAGCGUUGAGGGUGAGAUGGACUUGGGCCUGCAGGAAUUGAGCACUCCAGCAAACUUGGGAUCUGUGUGCAAUCAGUUCAGUUCUGAGUUGCAGAGAAAGUUACAGGUUCGCUCAAGACGGAUGGACCGCUAUGGCAAACAGUCACUGAAGACCGUUCAGCAGCAUCUGUCCUUGAUAAGCAAGCAGAUGCUGCAGUACAGAACUCAGCAACUGGAGAAGGUCAAGAGAGCUCUUUUGGAGGAAAUCAAGGACUUGGAGCAAGAUGACUCCUCCCUGAAGAACAUGGAAGACGAGCUCACUGCCUACUGGAACAAACAGUGCCAAGCUUUCCAUUCCAUUAAUGAAAAAGGGACUCACAGGCUGCAGCACCUGAGAAGCAUAUAUUCAACAGAUGUAUCUUACAGCAUUGAGUUUGAAGAGCAGAUUUUCAAGUCUGGGAUGUGUGUAAUGAGAAAGGACAUGAAGUCCAUUCAAGAUAGGCUUUUCAGGGACAUGCAUGAGGAGGAACUGCUGAGCGUACGCAAGGGGCUUCAAGCCUUGUUCCUGCCUGACAGGGGACUGUGACUCUGGAAGGGAUAAUAGUUUUUGGCUAAUCCUCUUCGUUUUCAGAUAUAAAUGAAUUUUUCUACUUCCAGAAUUUUAGAUUUUUCAGUUAACAACUUGCUGUAGAAGCAACUUGAUAAAAUUGCUAGUGUUCAGUGUUAGUCUUCAGAAGUAUAAUGACUCUA
Scleropages formosus (Asian bonytongue) is the source of this 4690-nucleotide messenger RNA. It is a transcript of the gene sycp2, whose product is annotated as synaptonemal complex protein 2. Bases 27 to 4526 code for a protein of 1499 amino acids. The transcript is spliced from 45 exons. NCBI's taxonomy places the organism in Eukaryota, Metazoa, Chordata, Actinopteri, Osteoglossiformes, Osteoglossidae. Gene Ontology annotation, cellular component: lateral element; condensed chromosome, centromeric region. The record is from RefSeq and is a predicted model, not a curated record. Gene Ontology annotation, biological process: male meiotic nuclear division; female meiotic nuclear division; mitotic G1 phase.